Messenger RNA from Cynara cardunculus var. scolymus (artichoke), 781 nucleotides. Its product is annotated as glucosamine 6-phosphate N-acetyltransferase. Lineage: Eukaryota; Viridiplantae; Streptophyta; Magnoliopsida; Asterales; Asteraceae. Bases 109 to 573 code for a protein of 154 amino acids. The record is from RefSeq and is a predicted model, not a curated record. Gene Ontology annotation, biological process: UDP-N-acetylglucosamine biosynthetic process. Gene Ontology annotation, molecular function: monosaccharide binding; glucosamine 6-phosphate N-acetyltransferase activity. Gene Ontology annotation, cellular component: endoplasmic reticulum; Golgi apparatus; endoplasmic reticulum-Golgi intermediate compartment. The transcript is spliced from 2 exons.
AAGCUCACAGAUCACAGCUUUGCAUGAUGCUUCAUCUUCUCUCAAAUCUCUGAUCGUUUGUUCAUUGUAAUUUGAGAUUUCAGUCUACAUAAACUAUAAUAGAAAAAGAUGCAAAGCAACAAGGAUGAAAAAACAUAUCGAGUUAGAAAGCUUGAGAUAACAGAUAAGAACAAGGGUUUCAUGGAACUACUGCAGCAACUUACGGUGUGUGGUUCUGUAUCAGACGAUGAAUUCCAAAAGCGAUUCGAAGAGCUGCGAUCAUACGGUGAUGAUCAUGUUAUAUGUGUGAUCGAAGACACGAGUUCAUCCAAGAUCGUUGCAACUGGAAGCGUGUUUCUCGAGAAGAAAUUUAUACGGAGUUGCGGGAAAGUUGGACACAUCGAAGAUGUGGUGGUGGAUUCGAGUGCGAGAGGGAUGCAAUUAGGGAAGAAAGUGGUGAGUUUUCUUGCAGAUCAUGCUUGUUUGAUGGGUUGUUAUAAGGUGAUUCUUGAUUGCAGUGUUGAUAACAAGGCUUUUUAUGAGAAAUGUGGGUUUAAAGAGAAGGAAAUCCAGAUGGUUAAGUAUUUCAUUUGAAGAUAAAUUUAGAAAUUUGGAGUUCGAAUUCGUUAAAUUCGAAUCGAAAGCUGUCGUGUUCAUAAUUGAGGAUCUUUGCUUCUCUUACUUUGGUUGCCUGUGUUUCCGUUAGUUGUCGUCCUGAACACGCUAGAUUUUAACGGACUUCAUUUAGUCGCGUUUGUCAAUUUUCGACAGUUUUUUCUCUCUCUAAUAGCCGUUACUUUUG